Messenger RNA from Linum trigynum, 438 nucleotides. NCBI's taxonomy places the organism in Eukaryota, Viridiplantae, Streptophyta, Magnoliopsida, Malpighiales, Linaceae. The record is from the annotation of a GenBank genome assembly.
AUGGUCCAUGACUUCCAGGCUGUUAAGCAGGGUGUUCACGCCAGGUUGGAGGCCGCUGGUCAGAAGAAUAAGGCUGCCGAUGAUGCUAACCUACGUUCUAAGGUUUUUGUUGCAGGUGACGACGUCAUGGUGUUUUUACGCAAGGAACAAUUCCCAGUUGGCACGUAUGCUAAGCUCCAGCCUCACAAGUAUGGUCCCUUCAAGGUGUUACGGAAGAUUAAUGAUAAUGCUUAUGUCAUCGAUUUGCCGGCUGAUAUGAACAUAUCCAACACCUUCAAUGUGGCUGAUCUCUACGAGUUCCAUGAGGAUGCUGCGUUAUAUCCCCUUACGAACUCGGGGUCGAGUUCUUUACAGGCGGAGGAGACUGACGCGACGCGGCUAGAGGACCAGAUCAAGGACGCAACCCAGUUGGAGAAGGAGUUGGCGUCGCAUACGUAA